CUGCCCGACCAGGUUAUUUUGGGAAGAAAACCAACCUGAAAAAAAAAUGAAGUUCCUUAUUUUCACAUUUGUUGGUGUUGUUCACCUUUUAUCCUUGAGCUCUGGGAAAGCUGUAUACAAACACGGCAUCACUCAGAGAACUCUUCAAGAAAUAAAAGAAGAAAUAGCCAGCUAUGAAGAUGUUGCUAAAGCAAUUAUCAACCUUGCUGUUUACGGUAAAGCCCAGAACCGGUCUUAUGAGCGAUUGGCACUUCUGGUUGAUACUGUUGGGCCCAGACUGAGUGGCUCYGAGAACCUAGAAAAAGCCAUCCAAAUCAUGUACCAAAAUCUGAAGCAAAAUGGACUGGAGAACGUCCACUUAGAACCAGUCAAAAUCCCCCAUUGGGAAAGAGGAGAAGAAUCUGCUGUGAUGCUGGCCCCAAGAAUUCACAAGAUGGCUAUCUUGGGUCUUGGCAGCAGCAUUGGGACUCCCCCAGAAGGCAUUACAGCAGAAGUUCUGGUGGUGACCUCUUUCGCUGAACUGCAGAGAAGGGCCCCAGAAGCAAGAGGGAAGAUUGUUGUUUAUAACCAACCUUAUGUCAGCUAUGCCAUGACAGUGGAAUACCGAGUCCGGGGGGCCGUGGAGGCUGCCAAGGUGGGAGCUUUGGCAUCCCUUAUCCGAUCAGUGGCGACCUUCUCCAUCUACAGUCCUCACACAGGAAUGCAGGAAUACCAGGAUGAUGUGCCUAAGAUCCCAACAGCCUGUAUUACUGUGGAAGAUGCAGAAAUGAUGUCUAGAAUGGCUUCUCAUGGGAACAAAAUUGUCAUUCAUCUGAGGAUGGGAGCAAAGACCUACCCAGAUACUGAUUCCUUCAACACURUAGCAGAGAUCACGGGGAGCAAGUAUCCAGAGCAGGUUGUGCUGGUCAGCGGACAUCUGGACAGCUGGGAUGUUGGGCAGGGUGCCAUGGAUGAUGGUGGUGGAGCCUUCAUAUCAUGGGAAGCACUCUCACUUAUUAAAGAUCUCGGGCUCCGUCCAAAGAGGACUCUGCGCCUGGUGCUCUGGACUGCAGAGGAACAAGGUGGAAUUGGCGCCUCCCAGUACUAUCAGUCACACAAGGUAAAUAUUUCCAACUACAGCCUGGUGAUGGAGUCUGACUCGGGAACCUUCUUACCCACGGGGCUGCAAUUCACUGGCAGUGAUAAGGCCAGGGCCAUCAUGAAGGAGGUGAUGCGCCUGCUGCAGCCCCUCAACGUCACCCAGGUCUUCAGUGAUGGUGAAGGGGUGGACAUUAACUUCUGGAUCCAAGCUGGCGUGCCUGGAGCCAGUCUACGUGAUGACUUGUAUAAAUAUUUCGCCUUCCAUCACUCCCGUGGAGACACCAUGACCGUCAUGGAUCCAAAGCAGAUGAACAUUGCUGCCGCUGUUUGGGCUGUUGUCUCUUACGUUGUUGCAGACAUGGAAGAAAUGCUACCCAGGUCCUAACAACAGUGAGGACCAGGGCACUCUCAUCCUUUCUAGCCAGGAAUCCUGGGUCUGCAGCUUCAAGAAACUGUCCUUCGCAAAGCAGAUUUAUAUGAUUCAUCUUCAGAACACAACUUUUUUAUACUUUCUGUCAUGCUCUGUCUUAAUGCUUCCUGAAAUGUUUCUAGAAUAAGGAAUAACCCCCAUCACCACCUAGAAUCGCCAUAUGGAAGGAAUCACAGGGAGGGCAUUUGUUUAUGCCACCUUUUAAAAAUAUUAUUUCUACUUUGAAAACAAAUGCUGAAUGAAGACCUGCAGUUUUUAUGGGUUUGCUUAUGAAUAUUAAAUAUAAUGAUCGAUUGUUAUGUUUAUGUUUUUAUUGUAAGAGUAGAUGAAUUACAAAUUCCUCUUAAAACUUAAUUGAAUGUAUGGAUGCAUUUGGCUUUCUAACUUGCACAUGUUUAUAGUA
Urocitellus parryii (Arctic ground squirrel) is the source of this 1913-nucleotide messenger RNA. RefSeq names its product carboxypeptidase Q (gene Cpq). The record is from RefSeq and is a predicted model, not a curated record. Gene Ontology annotation, molecular function: metallodipeptidase activity. Gene Ontology annotation, biological process: peptide catabolic process; thyroid hormone generation; proteolysis. NCBI's taxonomy places the organism in Eukaryota, Metazoa, Chordata, Mammalia, Rodentia, Sciuridae.